UAACGGCUUUCAGUGUGCAAGCGUGGACAACUCCAGUCAGACUGCAAGAGCUCUUAUAUUUGAAGAGCAGGAAGUCAACUGGUAUGUGCUCAUGUGGGUACAGAGAAGUUGCCCUGUGUGGGUUGCUGAGAUCUCCUUGGCGUUCAUAGAACUGGUGAAAGCUCUGCUGAUGGUGUACAUUGCUACCAAGGGACACAGAAUGGAACAGGCACUGAGUUUAACUUUCAUACUAGAACUCCUCUGUGGUUUCAACAUGCUGAUUACGCUGUGCCCAGGUCUCCAGAAUUUAUUUGUGCCUGUCUACCUAAACUCCUGGUUGGCCAGACUGGCAUUAGAACGUAUCUAUAAUGACCUUCACCUGACCAGCCAAAGGUUUCAGACGGUGUCUGUGAGGUUAACCAAGAAGAUGGUGCUGCUGGUGAUGAAUAUCGCGUGUUUAACGUUUACCACCAUGUGCAGCAUACAACACAUCCAGCGAGCCAGUGCUGACAACCAGAUCUCCUUGUUCGACUCCUUGUAUUUCGUCAUCGUGACUUUCUCCACUGUGGGCUUCGGUGACAUCACCCCGGACAUGUGGCUCAGCCGCCUCUUUAUGAUCAUCAUGAUGUGCCUGGCGUUUGCAACUCUUCCCAGUCAGAUACAAGGAAUGAUCACUAUCUACAGAGAGAGGGAGAAGGCAGGAGGGGAGUACAGUAAAUGGUUCACAAAUAAGAAGCACGUGAUAGUCUGUGCCAGCUCCAUGACCCAGGAAACCAUGAUGGACUUCCUCAAUGAGUUUUAUAUUUAUCCCAGGCUGGAGGAGAGGACAGUAAUCAUCCUUUGUUGUCAGGAGCUGGACAGCAGCAAACGGGUGAUCACCACGGACCCACGCUGGUCGGAGAACGUCAUCUACAUGAAAGGGUCACAAGCAUAUGCCGCCUUCUUUCUUCCGCCCCGACCUACGAAAAACAAGGCUCUGGCAGAUAGACACACAGUCUUGAGGUCAUGGGCCGUGAAGGACUUUGCGCCAAACUGUAAACAGUAUGUCUAUCUGUUCAAGGCUGUCAACAAGUUGCAUGUGAAGUAUGCAGAGCACGUGAUGUGUGAAGAUGAGUUCAGUUUUGCUCUGCUGGCCAACAACUGCCUUUAUCCUGGCUUGUCCACGCUAGUAUCCUUGCUAGUUCAUUCCACUAAAGAACAACAGAAGGGCAUGGUCCUGGAGCCAUGGCAACAGGUGUAUGGCCGACAUGCUGCCAAUGAAAUCUUCCACAUUCAAGUCCAAAAGAGCGUCAUCUUCAGCCAGUACGAGGGGGAGACGUUUCCCAUGAGCUCGGCGGAUGCUCAUUACAGGUUUGGUGUGGCACUGCUAGGGGUCAUCGACUCCGAGUCUUCAGUCCUCAGGUUGCAGCUAAACCCUGGGCCUCAGUACAAACUUAAGGCUACAGACAUGCUGUUCUACAUGAGUGUCUGCCGGGAAGAGUACUCAAAAAUCAGCCCACAAGACUGUAAAGGAUCGCUGUGGAGUCUGAAUAAACAGUCAG
Candidula unifasciata is the source of this 1520-nucleotide messenger RNA. NCBI's taxonomy places the organism in Eukaryota, Metazoa, Mollusca, Gastropoda, Stylommatophora, Geomitridae. The record is from the annotation of a GenBank genome assembly.